UGCCCCUCCUCCACAGUCUUGUUUCUCUCCAUCUCUGCUGUUUGUUCAGAGCUCGGAUCGUGCGUUUAGGUGCAGAGCCCAGACACUUAGGAGGAUUUUAAGGAAAGUCAGACAUAUAGCGUUUUUUUAUUGACAAAAAUCAGCUUCAGCUACGACGACAGACAUUUUAUCACCAUUGCACUGCUGUGUUUAAGUUAAUACAAUGGAUUCAGUGACUCAGUCCGCCCAGAUAUCCUCGUCGCAAGGUUUUGCUGAUGGACAAAACUUUGCUGCCAAAGAAUCGAAGCUAUCCGAUUCCUUUCUUUCCUCUUCGCCUGUAUCUCUCAUUCAGUCUCCUCAAGACAAGGCAGUGGUCCCAGGUUCUGAAAAACCACAUGAAGGUGUAGCUACAUCGCUACACUUUUCUCCCCAACCUGGAUUAUUCUCAGCUAGCACACAUGGGAGCGAAGAGGUGUCAGUAGCUGGACAAGAAGAUUCUCCGGUAAAGAUUUCUCCAGUUUCCGAGCGAAUAAAGGCACUAGAAGCGCUUGCUGCAAAGACGAAGGAACCAGAUUUUAGAGGCAAUGGAGGUUUCACUCCUCUCAAGGACAGGUUCCAUGAGAAAUCUCCCUUUGAGGCAACAAAGUCUCCCUUUGAGAAAGUGAUACCAAGUCUUGACAAACUGGGAGAUUCUGCUGACCAGGAGUCACCCGUUGAAAUCCUUGUAGACAUGAGACAAGUGAAUGAGUUUGAAGAGACGGAGCAGUGGAUAAAGGCUCAUGUACCUCCUGUGCCGGAUUUUGAUGCUGAGGAUUUAAUGAAAGGUGAUGUCGCUUCUCAAUCAAAAGUGAGCGAUGCAGAUGUUCCUGCUGCCUUCGCUGUUGUUCCUGAUGCUUUCAUGGACCGUCCUGUUGAAGCUGAAAAUUUAACAGAUGCUGCACAAAAACCAGGAGUCAAACAAGAGAUUGGAACUAGUUUUUUGCCAACAGCUUACAUGUGGGAUCAAGAUGAAUCGAGUGUUGCAGCUCCCUCAAGUCUCUAUUCAGUAAUUCAGUCUCCACCUGCUCCUCCUACAGGCUUUGGCACUGCAUCUUCUCCUUUAUCUCCUCUCGCUUUCCCAGAUGCUAACCAGAAUGUGUCACAUGAGGAGGUAGCUUCUCUGAGUGGAGAUUUGAAGCAGCAAGAGACGAGUGAAGCAGACAGUUCUGGAGAGUCUGAGGAUACUGUCAUAGAAGAUGAUGUUGUUCCUGCAUCUGUCUCUUUAACAUCUGUUGAUUGCCCCAUUUUAAGUAAUGCUCCCACUGUGCCCAGCUCUACAGCUCUUGACCAUUCUGCCACUAAAAGGGAGAGCCCUCCUCCAAAGUCUGAGCGAAAGCUAAUGCAGGUUCCGACAAUAAACGUUAUUGAAACUGAUGAGCCAAAUUACAGCGAGGAGGAAAUGGAAAUGGAGCCUGAGGCAGAGGAAGAUGAGGACUUUGAGGUUGUUGAAGACCCAAAUAGAGAAGCUCUGAAAACCUCAGAGCCAGAAAACAAUUUAACGCAACUACCCAAAACACGACCCCUGGAAACUGAAUUUAUGGAAGGCUAUUCACCUCCGUCCUCACCUGUGGACUCUGAUGCUGAAUAUUCUCCACAACACAAAAUUCCCAAAUCGAGUUCAGAAACAGAACAUCAACCGCCCCCAUCAAAAUCUGAGGUCCUACCCAGUCCAGCAGAUUUGAUGGACUCGGCAGCGAGUAUUUUCCAAGCACAAUCACAAACCGCCAAACCCCAGAGUGCUUCAGAUCAAGUAAAAGUUGAACCUUCUCCUACUGCAGUCAGAGAUGAAGAAGUUGAUUUCCCAGACAAUGAUGAUGAAUGGUCUGAUGAAGUACCAGAUAUUCUUGUUCAGCCUACAAAAACAGAUUUAAGUUCUUACCCUCAGUCCAGCAUGAAUGAAGAGAAACAUGCAGCACCAAAAGAGGUGUUUGUCAAACCAACACCACUUCCGUUGUCCAGUUUCAUGCAGGAUGAGAUUUAUGACCGACAAUCAUUUGAUUAUGACUUUGAUGCAACAUCUGCCCUGGAUCUCAGUGAAGAUAAACAGCUGAGCAAUGCCAAGGAGCGAUUUCUAUCUGAUCCUGUUCAAAAUGAAGUUCCUAAAGACAUGUUUGAUGAAGACCGCACCAUUUCACUCAAUUAUAAAGAGCGUCGGACAUCUCUAGACGAAGACGUCCAAAACCCUUAUUCCUGCUUUGAAAGUGAAACCAUCAACAGAAUCAGUGAGCCAGAGUUUCUUGAAGAAACAUCCAGCAACGUUGCAGAUUACUUAAAAAGUGGCAACAUCCAUGAGGAACCUAAAAUUUGUCCCAAUGCACCUGACACAACAAGCCCAGUUUCUGAACCUGCAGAUAGUUUUGUGGAGUUCAUGAAGGAAUGUCUGAAAUCUAGGCAGGAUGAAGAAGGUGAUGUCUGUCAAGGUGUUCCCCCUAAGAAGGAGCUCAGCACCACCUCUUCCCACACCUCUCCGAGCAUGGUGAUGGAUCUUGAACAAGAACAUCAUACAAUCAAUGCUCUCAAAGAAUUGGUCUGCAGUCAAGACGAGGAGGUAGUUAACCUUCGGUCUGAAGUUUCCAACCAGAACCAAACCAACCCCAGUUUGACAUGUGUACAGCCAGCUUCAGCUCCCAGUCCUCCAUGUUCCCGAAGCAGCCGAGUGUGUGACAACACACAUUCUAAGGAGGUGGAGGCCAUAGAUGAAUGGGUAGCUGAGGCCUACCAUCUGGCAGAGCAUGUCUUGACAGCAAUACUAACCCACUUAUCAGUUAAGGAUCUGAUCCACUGGCGAGACCCCAAGAAGUCUGGUGUGGUGUUCGGCCUGUCCAUGCUGAUGCUGCUGUCGCUGGCAGCCUUCAGCGUCAUCAGCGUGGUCUCCUACCUGCUGCUCGCCCUGCUCUGCGUCACCAUCACCUUCCGCAUCUACAAGUCUGUCGUGCAGGCGGUGCAGAAGUCCAACGAGGGACACCCAUUCAAAGCGCUGAUCGAGAAAGACGUCAGCGUCCCUCCUGAAACUUUCCGCAAGCACGUGGACUCCAGCCUGACCUACAUCAACCGAGCCCUGAAGCAGAUGAGCCGCCUCUUCCUGGUGGAGGACCUCGUGGACUCCCUGAAGCUGGCUGUGGUCAUGUGGCUGUUGACCUACGUUGGAGCAGUUUUUAACGGAAUCACCAUUCUCAUCCUGGCGGACAUCCUGCUCUUUGCUGUGCCUCCCGUCUAUGAGAAAAAUAAGACCCAGAUUGAUCAUUACAUCGAUCUUGUACGUACUCAAGUCAACACCACACUUGCAAAGUUGCAAGAGAAACUCCCCGGAGCUGUGAAGCGCGCCAAAGCUGAAUGAUCCCACAUCAGAAACCUCCACAUCACCAUCAUCAUCAUCAUCAUCACCCCCGCCCCCCUCUAGCUCCACCCAGUCUUAACUCCCCCCUCCAUCACCACACUUCUACACUGAACCACGCUAGGUAGAAAACCUCCAAGCUACUCCAUGUUCGAUGUAAACUAGCGUGCAGCUUAAGUUAGCGGCGGCUGCGCACACGCUGCAGCCGAGUGGAGACAGAGCGGGUGAAUUAGACUGAACCUAUGACCUGGUUUCAUCAACGGAUGAUGGCUGGCUACAGAAAACCACGUUCCUCUGAGCGUUAGACGGCAUGUUUAAAGAAUCAAGUUGUCCGAAGCAUUGAGCUGUUUUAAGGAUCCAUAAAGUGUGAAUGAAUGAAUUUCAGGAGCUGGUAACGGGUUUCUGUUUCAGUUUGUUUCCAGUCACAGGCACUGUUUUCACCUUUCUGCAAUGCACUGAACUUUGAAAGCCUGUGAGCAGGUUGAAAUCAAAGCCUCUGAGCCAGCUGUGAUGGUUUGGUUUAGUUCACCACCUUGUGUUCAGAUGCAUUAUUUCUCUGAACUGUUUUUAUGUAAAUACACUUUAAGGCAACUAAAAGCUCUACGCUACAUAAACCCCCUUCGCCUUGCUUUUUAUAUGAACUAAAGUCCCGUCAUUCACCGGAGCUCGGACUUCUGCUGCACCCAUUCAGCCCACAAAGUGUUGACUCAUGUUCACGUGUACAUUUUGAUUCUAAUAAUUAUUACUUCUAACUGUUGCUGAACUAAAUGAUAGGUUGGCUGCUUCCUCCUAGCUUCCUAACGGCACUGUAAGAGUUAAGUGUUGCUGUUUUUGAAGCAGUCGCUCCAUCAGAGACCUCUUUAGGAAGAACCGGACAGGUUAACGAUCUCAUCCUCCAAAUCCUAAAUCUCUGAGUGGUUUUCAAAGUGUUGAGUGUAAAAUGUGCUUCAGUUUAUUAGAUUUCCACAGAGUUUGAUAUAAAAGCUGUUGAGUUUAAUUAACGGUAGAAGUUGUCAUUUAAAAAGUUUUAGCUGUGGUACAGUUAGUAAUUCUACCACAAGCUUUAUAUUUUUGUCCUCGUUUAUUCUUAAUGUGGAUUUAUGAUCGAUAUGAGAAGAUUUUGGGCACGUUUUACACUCCAUACUGUUCAGCACUAACUUAGUAAGUUUAGAGAUUAAUUUAAAAAAUAAUUAGUUUGUGCCAUUUGAAUUAGUCCAGCUGGACUUGGUAGAAGUUUUAUUCUAGAUCUAUGUUAUGGUUUUUGUUUUAGCCUCCAUAAAGUGCAUGUCACGUGUCAGCUGGAGGCAGAUUUCACCCCCCACCCCCCCAUCCUUUAGAUUGCAUCACACUUUGAGCCCAGCUUUUGUUUCGUGAGAUGAACUUCUUGUGAUCGUUUCCGUGGUGUUUCUCUUCUUCAGUAAAACCCGUUGUGACGUGUUUUAGCCCUGCAGCUAUGUCUCCAUGUUGUUUCAGAGGAAGUUAAACACCACCUCUGUCAGUGGUUUAUAGUUUAUAUCGUGCCCCCGUGCACGACCUUAGUGUGUGGCGUCGCUGUGAUCUUGUUGGUGUCAGCUCCAGGUUAAAGCGAACGUCUGCAACUUGUCAAUCCACAGCUUCCAUGAUCUGAGAGCUGCAGCUCCGCCAGGAGCCACCGCUACAGACUGGAAGGUCCGAAAAACCCGUUCCCUCAGUUCAGGACACCGUGCACACAUUGACAAUCUGUUCAACAAACCGUGCACGGACUGGCUGUAACAGGUGGUGGUGGUGGUGGUGGUGGGGGGGGGUUGUGUUCAGUGAAUGCAACACUGUACAAAACACAAAAUCAGCCUGUAAUGUUGAAUAACAUCAGUUUAAUGUCCCUCUCAAAUCACAGCAGCUGUUUGUGAAGCAGACGUUUAGUCUGUCAACAGCUCAGGAGCGUGCACGUUUCAUUUAGUUCAGUUCACACUUUGACUUGUUUUCAUUCACGUCCGGGGCGUCUGAUGUCCUGCCGUGGACUGGACGUGCUGGCUCGUUCCUCACAGCCGCUCGACGUUUCUCUGUUCGUAAACCGUGCACGCAUGACAGGGUUUGUAUUCGUGUGCACGGCUAAAAACUGUGAGGGAACGGAUUCUGACAACAAAUUAUUUUCCCACCAUUAAGAGCAGUGCAUUUUAUAUUUGAAUGUGGAAAGUUUCAUAUUGUAGCUUUAAACGCUUGUUUUCAUGUAAUAAAUUAAAACAGUUUGACAGAUGUUGGGCUCACGUUGAUCAAAGUAACUCAAACCUCCUUAUGCAGAUGAUGUGAGUGUAUUUAAUUCCAAUGGACAAAGUCACCAAUUAGUAUUGGGGCCGUUUUGUAAAAAUUCAACUUUAGCUGUUUGGUGCCUCUAAAUCCUGUUGGCUGCUUGUUCUUGCUGACCCGAAGCGUUGUGUUCAGGCCUCGUGAGGACACCAGCUGCAGUAUUUCUUGGAACUUUAGCUGUUGCUUUGUUAGGAGCUGUGCUGGGAAAACUUCAAGCGGACGUCACGAGUUAGAAAUGUUGCUGCUGCAGCCACGCAGCUGUCCAGGUGAACGUGCUCAUAUGAUGGAGUCGGCCGGUUUCGUUGAUUUAUUGUGUCAUAAAUGUAAUCUGCUGCCCUCACAGCACGUUGCUCUUCUUGUUUCUCAGUGAUGAGUGAGUGACAGGAAUGUCUUUCCUUCCAUUUUGCUUUGAGGUCUUCAUUAUUCACUAAGAUCAGCUUGGUUUUGUAGCAGCUACGCCACUGGUUCCGAUAUUUAAAGUUUUUGGAAAGAUGUUGCAGGAAAACAAAAAAAAAAGUGAAAACAGUAUGUGGUUUCUGUACUGAUGUCGAAGUGAAAUGAAUAAAAACAACUCAAAGAU
Nematolebias whitei (Rio pearlfish) is the source of this 6215-nucleotide messenger RNA. RefSeq names its product reticulon 3 (gene rtn3). The record is from RefSeq and is a predicted model, not a curated record. The transcript has 10 exons. NCBI's taxonomy places the organism in Eukaryota, Metazoa, Chordata, Actinopteri, Cyprinodontiformes, Rivulidae. Gene Ontology annotation, biological process: endoplasmic reticulum tubular network formation; brain development; neuron differentiation. The coding region runs from base 203 to 3355 and encodes 1050 amino acids. Gene Ontology annotation, cellular component: neuron projection; postsynaptic density.